Molecule: messenger RNA, 654 nt
Organism: Sclerotinia sclerotiorum 1980 UF-70
Lineage: Eukaryota; Fungi; Ascomycota; Leotiomycetes; Helotiales; Sclerotiniaceae
Exons: 2
Coding region: 1-654 (217 amino acids)
Source: RefSeq, a predicted model, not a curated record
AUGGCCAACUACAAAGAAAUCUUCGAAACAUGUUCAAUCCUCCUAUUCAUCUACGUCAUAGCCGAUCUAAUCGAAGACAUGGUUAUAAUCAGUUUAAUAGCAUUGGUCACCCGCAAAUUUCUCUGUGAAGCUUCUCAGAUAUAUGAUAAACGUUGGGAUAAGAUUCUCAAAUGGGCUUCUUCAUUCUUGACUUCUGAGGAGGAGGAGAAAAAGGAGGAAAAAAAGACUACCAUAAUUGAUGCAGAUAUCCCCGAAACUCCAAAAUCUAUAGAUUCUCUCAACGACCUUAACCAAGGACAAAGUCCCACGAUUAAAAAAUCAGAAGUCGCACCCUUGGAAAUCCCCACCAAUAGAUCAACUCCGGAUCCACCAGUCGUCAGCUCCUCAACAAUUUCCUCCCUCCUUACAGCCAUCACUACGGAAUCCUCAGAAAUCUCAGGUCGGACCUGGGAACUUUUUUACUUGGAUACGGUGUACAAGAGGGGUAAUUCUUUAUGGGUUGAAUGGAGGAAUGAAGAGAGGUUUGAGGCGUGGGUGAGGAGGAAUGGGUGGAUUGCGCUUACGGAGGAGGAGAUUGAGACGUUGGAGAGGUGGAGAGGGUGGCUUUUGCUUUUGGCGUUUCCGAUGUAUUGGGGGGGGGGGGGGGGAGGAUAG